UAAAAUAGUUGAGAUGUUGGGACCUAAAUGCGAUGCAUGAAGAACAAAUUUUAUCGACCGCAAGUUUUCAGUAGUGCCCCUCACUCUACUUCGAUGAUGCCCUGGCACCUUUGUGCAUGACAUUUCUUCGGGCGGCGUCCAAGAGCAAAAGCAGCAAGUUCAAGUUGUGCGAGAGUGUAUGCAUCGACGAACAUGUAAGUAGUUGACUCGCAGUAGAUGGAUGUAAACAGCACGCGCAGAAGAUUAAUCGCACUUUAGUCGCGCAAAACAGUCACUGCAGUUGCAGAAAAAGACUUUUGAAAGUAGCUGUUUGAUGUAUCGAAGCUCUUGGGGAGGAGCAUGGAAUGUACGAGAAUGAAUGAAAAUAGUCUGCCUGCACCUGCUCGCGCACUGUUAGUUUGUGGCGAAAGAUGAAAGCUUACAAAUUGCGCGGAGUCUUCAAUUAUGUUGACUCAUUGCAACUAUGCGUUGCGAUGCUGGCGCUCCCCCCUGUAGACCCGUUCGCAGUACAGCACUGAUAGAACAACGAAAAGGCGCUCAAGUGUGCCGAUCCAUCAUGCGAACGCACGCCAGAUCUACUGUACAAAAAGACAUAAGAAAGUAGAGUGAGGGGCCAACUUCCAUUUCGAACAUGUCUACGGAUCCUCGUCCCGCGGGACGGGGGAAUGACUGAAACUGCUUGAUUUUUGUUUUGUCCACACCGAUUUGUUUCGAACAACGGACCCGUAUUUUGAACCCGGACCCCGGUACGGUACGUACCGCCGGACCCUGGUGUCCGAGCAGGGACUUCGCCGGCCGACGUGUGACGGGAUCACUUUUGUGCUGGAUCCAACUGUGAACGACACCAACUGCCAACGUGCAGCUCCGGGUUGUACGAGCGUAAGCUGCAGGCACAAUGACUGCUGCAGGGGUUAUCUCUUCGUGGAUGCCGGUAAAAAACCUGGCCUGCGUCUGUCGGAGGUUUAUCCUCGGUUUUACCCUAGCGACGUCCGGUGGGUUGACAUUCGGGGGCUGGACGGGCGUGCCGCUGGUGGCCGCGAUCCGGCACGAUGAGGGUGCUGGUACGUCAGAAUCGAACCCGAAGCAGAAAAUCGUGGCUGAUAAAGCACCUGGGAAAGACGAGGAGGAGCACAAGGUGGACAAGGUCACGGACACCUCGGAGGCCGAGAAAAAGGACAAAUCCACUAAAGAGGUGUAUGGCUAGCUUGGACGUGACGCGUCAAACUUCUUGGACAACAUAGUGAGGGCCAUCCUGCUCGUGUUGUAUUGCAUGAGAGGCAACCUCCGCAACCACGCUGCUCAGCCAGAGUUUCGAUUGGAAAAAAAACACACACGAGCAAGUGCUCGUCGAGAGCAUCCUGAUGCAGCGAGUCUUCUACGUUUUGCAAUCACUACGUUGGAAAUUCAUUUACCUCCACCUGAUACUGCAUUGGCGGAACGUUGCCCUAAGGAGUUGCGUCUGUGCCUGCGUUCAAUGUAUCAAGAAUACGGGUUUCUAGUGACGCUUAUUGUGCACAAUGCCAUGCAGCGGUUAUGGAAGCCACAACUUGUCAUGUACCUACACCAGUAAAUAAAAUGUAGCUGAUAGAUCACGCACGCAAAUUUGCAAUCAAAAGCUUCCUGUCGUUGUCCCCACGGUCGAAUCUAAUACGUCUAAGUACGCCAUACAACAGUGUCUUUGUCCUCGUCAGGGCAGGCAAGUUCAUCCAGUUCCGACGAGAAUGCGCCCGCCGAGUCGAAAAAAAGCUCCUCGUCGAAAGACGAUAAAGCGGACCUGGCUGCGGGUGCGGGGAAAAAAAACGAGAAGUCUGAUGUGAAAAAGACUGCUACGUCGUCGUCCACUGAUGACCACGCGGAUUCGACUACGAAGACGGAGACGGAAGACACCACUGCGCCGAGCACAACUUCUGCAUCGUCGGAGGAAAAAACUGACGCCGUUGACGCCAAGGACGGGAAGAAGCAUGGUGGCGAUACCGCUAGCGAGAAACGCGAGGGUGAUGACGCGGAUGAAACCAAACCUAUCCAAUCGAGAAAAGAAGGUUGUCAAUCUAAUGAUAGAAAAACCUGCUGGACAGAGCACGGCCACGAAAAAUGUGUUGGGCAUGAGAGAGGACAUGCUAGAUCAUGGUGCUAGGGUGUUUCCUACGUCGAAGAUCAAGCUAUCUUGGGCCGUGUAGUAAACGAUCCCGUGCGUACCAACGAACACGCACAUACUUAAGUAGAUAUCGGCAAGCACUUCGAAGUUGUAAUUUGCAUUGCAGGUGAGCGCGCUACGUUUGUUUGCGAAAGACGGUCCCUACAGAGGACACUGAUGAAGAUGGUUUUUUCUCGCAUACUGCAAGUUGCUUCUAGCGAGGAAAAGAAGUCAUCCACUUCGGCUGAAGGUGAUGACGACGGGACGAUGAAGAACGAGCACCACUCGACUGCAGCUGGUUCUGAUGAGAUGUCCUACGGACGUGGGAACUUUUCCGACCCCUUUUUCGGCCAUAGAGACGUCGUUGCUGCGUAGCAACGAGUUGGUAUUUGAAGUAGUCAUGAUGAAGGUCAGGCUUGUAGUAGCGACGAAGAUCGUGCUGGUGCUAGAGCUCCGCAUUCUGUGUACCAUGUGGUUUCAGCUAAACAAAGGAAUUAUUGUCAUGCUAUGUUUGUUAAUUAUAAUUGAUGCUACAGAAGUAAAGUACAAAGAAAGCGCAGUGCGUUGGAAGCCUGUUUGUGUUUACGACGUUUUGCAGUGUGUUAGCUCAUGAAGUACUGAUCCGCGGGAUGGCACGGGGAAAUUUAGUUUUCAUAUGCCUUCUACUUCAUCUUCGCACCACACUCCUGGCGCCGCUGCGGAGGAGCUUCCGGAGUCAAGCAGCCAUGACGCCACCGGAUCUGCAGUCGACAAAGACGAUUCCUAUGACGCAAAUGGAGGCCUGGCUUCAGACGCCGCUGGAACAAGUGCCUCGAGCAGUUCCACGAAAACUUCCACGGAGGCGGAAACCGGUGGUCAAGCGGCUUCCGACACCGACGGAAAAACGCCGGAAAACUCGAAAAAAAAUGGUAUGAAAUCAAGCGAAGACAGCGCACCUUCCCAAGAUGCCGCGUUGGACGGCGGGAAGAAGGCGGGACAGGCGAGUCGAGCCGAAAGUAAAAACGCGUUAGCGUCGGAAGACGGGGGUGACGAGCAGGUGAAGCAGAAGGUCGGCGGGGCGGCUGGUGGCAGCAACGGGGCGGAGCAAGACUCUAGCGGAAGCAGCUCCACGGACAAAGGCGAGCGAGGCCACGCGGACGGGGAAGGUAGUGCCGACGCAGGGAGUGAAUUGGAAAUGAGGGCGCGCUUUCGCUGGGCAACUAGCUCCCUGACCGGCUCCGGCACGAAAAAGGCAGAGCAAUCUCCUGAAACGCAUAAUAAUAAGCCGGGGCAAAAUUGUACACAGAUUUCUGCACAAAAAUUGCACAUACUUUGCCUAGUGAGUAGGUGCCUGGCCCCUCCCGGAUACAUAGCAGUAGCCUCGAUAGCAACGUGGGUUCAAGAGCGCGCGUGCUAGUUUUGUUAGCUACCACAUUGCCCGAGAGGGGGCGUGCACCGGCUCAUCCGGUGGCUGUGAUUCGGAGACCCCUCAUCCACCUUCCGAGACACCCUCCGUGCCACUUUCCCAGCCACCUUCCCGGCCACCUCCCCAGCCACCUUGCCAACCACCCGGACAAGUUUUUUGCUCGCGCAAUAAACCUGCGCACAAUUUGCUGCCACAAUUGGUGCCACAAUUCAUUGCGGCACAAAAUAUUCUCUGUGUCUGAUAUUUCGAUGCCACAAUUGUGGCGCCACUUGUGGCAGCAAAUUGUGUGCAGGUUUUUUUUUUUCAGUGACCGGUCUCCUGGUCAGAGAGGUGAGCUGAAAAGUCAAUGGUGGCAGCAAUUGCGGCAGCAAUUCUAUUUCUGGUCUCCAAGAGGGGCAGCAAUAGUGGCAGGUCAUUGCCGAAAACUGCCAGGCGAAAACCUGCCCUGUGGCAUGCAUGGAGAUCGGAGGAAGAUCCGGUCGGCUUUCGGAUGGCGUUUCUGCACCGGAAAACGCGAAUUAUGUGCAAUUUUGUGGCAAUUUUGCGGCAGGUCUGUUCGCCCGCAUACAACCACAGCACGCAUUACAACGCGUGGCUUCAUCUGUCGGGGCUGGUAUAUCAGGAAACCGGGCGGCCCUAGAUCCUUCAGGGAGAUGACCAAGCGGGAGACCCCGGGCCCUACGUCCUUCGCGGAGGAGUCCUCUUCCCGAAGGGCGGGCUUCCGCUGCUUGGGGACUGCCCGGGGAGCUUUGCUCCCUGAGGGACCUAGGGCCUCGCGCUACCCAUGUAUAUUACCAUCAGCGGGCGUCAUGGUAACGGUGUGAAUCACUUCCCCAUCUCUUUGAUCCACUUCCCCACGCAUCACCGCCGGAGCUGCGUCACUACCUCACUUCGCCUGCGUCACGUCCCCCACCUGCCUUGCAUCACCUCACUGCACCCGGAGUGGUGAUGCAUGGAGCUGCGGGCCGGUUGGUUCGUUUUUAGAGUCUACAGCGUAGGCUUCGGAGAUUAGGUCGUCGAGGCCAGCAGGCGCGAGGGCGCCGCCCGCUGCGCCGGCUGGCCUUGGCGGUUCCCUUUCCCUUGCGCUGCCUUUGUUCACUGUCGCCCCCUGUGUGUCAUGUCUCCUUCUCUUGUUCCGUUAUUCCUUCACCCUUGCCCCGCAGUGCGGCCCCGCCGUGUUCCCAAUGUCUCUCCUCGCGCUUCCUUGCAAUACUGCCCGCCCCGUCUGUCAGUGUCGUUCCGUGUCCGCCCUCCUGUAUUUGCCGGACGGUGGCGGCCAUAUACUUAGAGAUACAUCCGCAGCUGCCGUGGGCAACGCACACCAGGGCAUUAGAGCAGGCGCUUGGGAAGUCGAGGCUGGAUUCGCCACUUCCCCGUCACUGGGGCAGCACUUUCUCACCGGUGGGGAAGGACUUUCCCAGCGUAUGGCAGUGGGGGCGUUGGGAAGUGUGGUAUGGGGAAGUGGUUCGCACCAUAUCCGGGUACAAUGGUGCCGAACGCACAUGACACAUUCGAUGCGGUAAAGUCGACGGUGUCGAAAGCAGAGCAGCGCGCUCACAAUGCAGCACAACGUGCAGCCAAGUAUUUUUUGUGUUGAUGUUGUUGUAAGUGUUUAGGAAUGUUAAUACUUUUUUCCUACUUUUUGACACGCUGCGCGCUUAUUCCCUAUAUGAAAUUCAAGUUUAGAAUUAUGCAUGUGGGGUUUCAACAUUUCUUUCUCUCGUUGCCUGAUGUUGAAUGAGCACGCCUGUCUUGAAAGAGAAGAAAGCACCCCGUUGGAAACGACACAUAAUGACCGACAGCAGAUCAUGGCCGCGAGGAGGCGAGGUUUGUGUGAGUGCUAGAUCUCGGCAUGAAUCAGGAAUAGAUAGUUGCCGACUGCAAUCGAGAGAUUGAUAGCUUUGGCAACCAAAGACAACGCUCGCAAGCAAUGCUUUUUGGUCACAGCGGUUGCAGCAGCUGUCUCUUACGUAUUCUUGAGCAAAAGAGAACUUGUUUCGAAAACUGAAGUAGGUGAUGCUUCUCUGCUGCGCCGUGCCUUCUCCAGGAAGACGCGGAUCAGUGUGUGGUGGUGCUGGGACGGCGCCACCGAGGACACAAGACAGGAGCCACUAGAGCUCUUAGGGAUGGCUUGAUGCGAGGAUGCAAUUUUCAGGCAACUCCCUUCAUGCUUCGUUUUUUUUUCUGCUGCGCUGUCGCCGCCGUGUUUCGGGAGGCUUCUUGGACGGGUUCGCGCGAAGCCAGUUCAAAGCAUGGGUCGAGGGCCGCGUGGGUCCGAGUUCCGUGGCUUUCUUGGCCGGCGUGCAAGGCCUUCUAUAUCGCUUCGCUGCCAAGGUGAGGUCGUGGUUUUUUGGAUUUUCACAUUGGUUGAAAUUGGGUUUUCAGAUUUACACACUGCGUCCGCGGCCUGCAAACUUUUCGUGCAGUCCGCUUGGGGCUGCUUCAACUGCUGCGCGAGGGACGUUAUGUGUGCCGGGAUGUCGAUCCUCCAGGGAGAAGAUCCUUGGGGGGCCUCGGACGCCACGAUGUGUUUCGAGGCGUUCUUGCAGCGCGCGGACCACCCGCCCCGAAGGAGGGAGUCUAGUUUCUCAGAGGACGCUGCGGAGUUUUAAUCCCGGAGGGCCUGCGCAGAGCCGAAACGAAGCAGCUGAGAUCGGUGUGGCGGCCUGAGGAAGGCGGAUUUGCUCCAUUCUUCGGGAUGAUACGGUUGUCAUUCCGCCCUAUACUCUGGCUCUCCUGUAGUGCGAAGCAGUGCGCCCCAAUCCAUUGCGCUUCAGGAUUGCGCGGUCGCAUGUAGUGUGGUCGCGAACUACGCCCGUCCUAGCCUAGUAGCUUUCUUGGCAUGAGCCGACUAUGGGUAGCAAUUUCUACAGCCUUUCGAGUGUUUCUACUGAAGAGAAAAGCAUUGUUGGUGUAGGGCUCACCAUUUUUUUUUUUUGUAAAAACGAACAAAGUUUGUUUCCACCGUGCUGCGGCUCGCGACUUGUCCUUGUGUGCCUGUUAUGAUUUUGCAUUGUGAUUUUUAACAUGAUGUCAAAGUAGCUAUGGCUGCUUCGGUCACUUAGAACCAGGUAAGGAUGCAGGACUAUUCGGCGGCGCUGACACGGGAGGAGAGCAAGUAGCGAACCAUGGGCGGCCAGCCGUCUGGUCUCACCUGGGGCCAGAAGCGUGCAUAGCGGUUGGCGCCGCGGCGGGCCUUCAGGUUGUGGCGCUGUAUGCAGUGCCCUGCGUCCUGCCCUAGCUACGGGCUGUGGCAGCUGCGGGGGCCCGCCUUUUUCUUGCGGGGCGCCUCCGAUAGCAGCCCGCGCGCGCCCCGUUCUUCAGCAGUGGUGACACGACUGUAGAGAGGCCCCGCGGGCCCAUUGGGGCGAGGCGUGCACGGCGGCUCCUUCUCUUCAUGCAAAAUUGGUCGCCCGGACCGUUUUUGUUUUUCAGCGACAGCUCAAGCUCGCGCUCGCCUGACAAUUAGUUUUUGUCUAAGAAGCUUGCGCUACAUUGUUUUUCAACGACAGGACGAGAGUAGCUUUUCAAGCUCGCCUAAAAAAUAGUUUUUUGUCUAUAGAAGCUUGCACUACAUUGCUUUUCUUGUGCUGGGGCCGGGCGGCUAGUGCCCCGGCGCCCUUCAUUCUCUAUGUGCGGACCUGUGGCCCGCCUCUUUUCUGCCUUUGGCUGGGGGGAUGGACAAUCGUGAACCGCAGGCGCGGCGGCUCAUUUCUCUUUCCUCGGGACCGAGGGUCUCGGUCUCCCUUUUCCCAGUUUUUCUCUUCUCUGUUUUCCUGUUCUUGGCUUUUCUUUUCCCGGUUUCCCUUUUCUCGGUUUCUCUUCGCUCAGCUUCUCUGUUCUCGGUUUCUCUUUUCCCGGCUUUCCUUUUCCCGGUUUCCCUUUUCUCGGUUUCCCUUUUUUCAGUUUCUCUUGUCCCGGUUCCGCUUCUCUCGGUUUCUCUUUUCUCGGUGUUCCUUUUUUCGGUUUUGUUGUUUCCCCUUUCCGGGUUACCCUUUUUCCGCUGCCUUUUUUCCCGUUUCUCUUUUCUUUUUUUUUCCGGGCUUUUUUCUUUUUCCUGGUUUCUCCUCUUACCGGCUUUUCUUUUUUCCAGUUCCCCUUUCCCCCGCUUCUCUUUUCUCGGUUUCUCUCCAGCCCUCCCCCUGGCCCUUUUAGGCCUGCAGGACGCCGGCCGUUGUGGCGCCGCCUCCUUCCCUUUUCCGGCACGGAUGUGCGCGGCCCCGCUUUCUCGGAUUCAGUUCUUUUGCGUUGCGCCUCGUUGGUCGCUAAACUGUGGGGACUUAGCCUGCCGAGUUGUAACCGACAUGCGCAGCUGCGCGCUUUUGCCGCUGAAAUCGAGAGCAAAAGGCAGGCGAGGCGAGGGCACUCGGACAUUGGUUUGAGGGCGCGCGCGCCCGCAUCAACAAAAAAAAAGUACUGCGCGAGAAAAGUAGAAGCGGCGCACAGGCGGCCAAGUCUCGGGGGCAGAAGAAAGGAAAACUCGAAACGAGACAGAGGCGCAGGGAGUUCAACGGCGUAGGCAUCGCUUCUGUUGCCCGGGAAGUUCAGCGGCGUCUUGGCUUUGGGGCUGCGACUUUCUCGUGGCUUGUGUUGUCUGUUUCUCCGCAGCCUCUCUAGGGUCUUGCGCCCCCGACCGAUUUCGAGAGCCCACGCUGUUGAGUUGCUAAGCGAAGGCUAGGCGGAGGCUGACCAGGAGUAAGCCGCUGACCUGAUCUGGACACCGCUAACACAAGCGGCGCUCCGCCACGAGCCGUUUCUCUGAGCGCCAGCCCUUAGGCAGACGCGCCUUCGUGGCAGGCUCGACAGUGCCCGGCCAGUUACUUGGCCCCCUGGAAAUAGAAUCCAGGGCAGGCGCUGGCAUUUAAUUUUUGGCCACGUGGGUGCCGGGCUUUCACUUUCUCAUUGUCUCUGGUUGAAAAAAGAGCGCCCCCCGUUAGAACGAGACUAAAGGAUCCCAUUGAACACGACGCAUAGCUGUAACCAGCAGCAAUAGCACAUGAUGGCUAUGAGAAGGCGAAGGGUGAUCGCGAUGGCGGGGGCGGCGCUUUCACGAUGCCCCCUUUCGCUUGUGCUGGAAAGCCUCCACAUGCUGGGGGGGCUGGCUUGUUUUCCUGCGUGCCCCCCGCUCCCAUUUUUUGGUGUGCCUGUCCGCUGGCAUGCUUUGGCCUUCGUUCGGCGCACGCAUUCAGGCGCGACCCGCUUGACUCCCCCUGGCCGGCCGUUCGUCUUGGGGCGCUUCUUUUUCUUUCUCCGCCCGCUGAUCUGCGUUUAGCGCUCGCGCUCCACUUCCCGCCCGGGUAUGUCGGUCCCAGCCCGACAGCCCGCGCGCAGCUCCUACUGCGUGUUCACUUCCCCCCCAGGCAGAUUUUUUGCCUCGCUCUAUACAGCGAUUUCGCGGCACCGCGGGACCGUUUCCGCCCGAAUUGUUUUCAGUCUUUGUCGCUUUGCGGUUGCGAAGGGUUAGGCGCACGAAAUGCACAGGGCCACCCAGGAGGCGGUGAGUGGAGGCGUUGGCCAGCCGCCUGGCAGAGAGGCAGGAGGCGCAGGUAUAGAAGAAGGUGCAGAGGGCCCAGAAAAAGGAGAAGGUGAAGACAUCACGACCCCCGAAGAAGCGCGCCCACCGGCGGAGAGGCUCGGGCAGGCGAUCAGCCUCACCGCGUGGACCUCUCUCAUCCAUGCUGUGUCCCCCGAUUCCAAAUCUACCGUGGCGGACGGGAUACGGCUGCGCAAGGCAUGGGAAACAAAAAUUAAUACCGAGUUGGCACCAGCACUCCACAAGUUGUUCUUUCCCGUUCCUCCCAAGGAAAGUGCCAUCAAUGUGUGCAGCACAUGGAGCAAAUCGCUCUUAAGACUGCCCGGCCGCGGCGACAUUAACGACGUGUCCGACUUUUUUGAGACACAAAAGGAUGACGUUUGGAAGCUCGAAGAGUUUGCCAGCCACAGCACCGGCGUCUUCGUUACAAAUGUUCUGCUCGCCGGCAAAGAGGGCGCGACCGCCAGGGAAAACUGGGGCGAGAUUGGAGAUGUGCGAGCAGAUCCAGAGCCCGACUUUUCCGUCCACGUCAGCAAACAAGCGAACACGCUAACGAUCUCUCCCGUUAUCAGGUUGCGGCGCUUCCGUAUUCUCACAAGCAACAAACUAUCAAGUGCAAAUUGAGUAGUAGGUUUGGAUCUGGGACGGAAAGUGUACAAGUUUGUGACGCAGGUUUUGCAUCGCACAGAACGAAGGUCUUGAAUGCAUAGCCUCGCAUCACAGGUUCUGUGAGAGAUUACUCUGCAACAUGCUACCCUCUACUCUACUCUACUAUUCUGCAUGGGCAACCCUCUAUCAGCGUGGCCAACAAGGGACAGCAUUUGCUACUCAUGCAUGGCAGUUCUUUGUGUGGAUGACAGACUGCGUCACAAGUCUCCAUACUUCCAGAUCCAGACGUAUUUGCAAUGCAUACUCACCCAGCAACCCAGACGAGCAGGCCGACUUAACAGAUGACAUGGCGGAGGAAGUAUCGGAAGCUGGCUCGUCGAAGACUGGCGAAGAAAAAUACACUGUAGCGAGGGAUCUUACCACCGAAAAAAAGGUGGAACAAAUAGAGGCGCACAAUGAAGCUGAAACUAGUGAACCGGAGGAAGUGGAAUUGGAUUUGGUGGGGGCGUACGAGGUGGCUGUCGUGUUUGAACCAAUAUCAUGCGACGGCGCGACACCGCCACAGACGCAGCCACCAGGGAAACAGGCUGCCUCGGGAAGCUCGGCGGCCACUGCUGUGACGGGCGGCCACGAGCCGGCGCUGGCGCUGCGUUGUGUUGCAGCCUUGCUCGGCAAAGGACCGCGCGGACCCGUGGCACAAGAACGAACCUUGGCGGCGGCCGAGCUGUUGGUGGCGAAGGGGUGCGCGGAAGAGGAAAACAUGGGGAAGGACGCGACAACCCUGCCCCUCGUGUACGCCGCGCUCCACCGUCAAGCCGCAGCGAGGCGCCCGCAGGACUAUUUCAGCCGGCUCGGAGGAGAUGUUCUUGCAGCAAUCGAAAACAAUAUCGCCUGCGCCACGCAGUUUACGAGCAGCGAGCGGGUCGUCGAUAUGGGCGCCCGGCCCUUCGUCGUUCUCGUUGACGGCCUUGCGGCCAUUGGCCUGCCGGGCCGCUCGAGUCAAAGCAUGAGCAAGCAAGGCUUGCUGUCGGUGCGCCUCGUUCCAGAACAGAGAAAUGUCGUUCCCACGCCUGCGGCCUAUGACGAAGGUCAGCGGGCGUUUAUCGCAGGGUACCUCGCGUUCGACCUGAGGGACAGCAGGGGGCAGUCAGUGGAAUUUGUAGGAAAGAGCGACGCGCCGCACUGGUGGUAUCUUUCUGCGGGGGCGGGGCAAGUAAACGCGGACGUUUCUACUGGCUGCAAUCUGCGCAACGCGUUGACCGCGCGCAGCUUCGCUGCAAGGUUCAAGGUCCCAGACGUCGCGCAAAGUGUACGAGAAGCAUCGCGCCUGCUAACGCAGCCGUUUCUUUUCGUGCAUGUCUUUACGCGGAGUGGCGGAUUAAGGAUGGACGUGGUUGCUGAGAAUUUUAACGGUUUGAAGUCCCGGAUGAUCAGCGGAAGCGAGGCUGGUGGCACACCAGAUGGUGAAGUGAAAUUAGCUGCCGGCGAUGUGACGGCCUCGUUUCUGUUAUACCCAGAAGGCGGUCCUCCAGACGCAGGCAAAAGCAGGGUCAGGCGAUAUAAGGUCGAGAGCUUGCAACGGGCAGUGCCGGGAACCGACGGCGCCGACGAGGCGAAGCAGCGAGCGGCGCAAAAGCCCGCAGGGCUGUUCAUCAAAACUUUCCCGAAAAUGGGGGGCAAGGCGUUUUCUUAUUCGGAACAAAAGGGGGCGGACGAUGUUGUCGAAGAGGCAAUCAGGGUUGAAUGGAGCCAGGGCAGCCAACACCAAGAGGACAAAUCAGCAAUAGCCAACGCGGCAGACGAAAUGCGGAGGCUAUUGAGGUAUGAAUCGCCGCAAUCGGUACCGGACAAUGCGCACGGGGGAGGCAAUGCCAAUGCAUUCGUUCAGUUACUAGCUGAGCCUCCACGCAGCUCGUCCCGCCCCGCAAUUGCGAAGACAGCCCGCUUGCCACGGACGCCAGGCCGUGACGCACACCAGCCGCCUGAGAUUUCGCCGGGCCAGAGUCCUGCUCUUCGUGGAACCGAUGUCAAAGAUGCACGCUUGACAAGCCACGGGCGGGCACCUCACCUCUUCGACGCAGACGGGAAGCGCAUAAACCCCGCGAUCCGGUGGUACAUCUGGCCUGUCGUGCUGCUGAUCUCGUUCUUUCUGUACAGCUACUGCCUCCCAGUACUCCAGUCUUUCUUCGUGCGAAAGUGGGAAGAGCGCCAGCGAGCGCGAGACCUGGCGGAGGGGCGCGUCUACCCGUUCGGCGCGCUGGCAGCGGACGCCGGAAUGACGGAAGACGGGAACCUACCGAAGCAUGACAAGUCUCUAUGGCAGUAGAAAAAUUAAUGUCGUUGUCUAUUGUAGAUGUAGUGACACCAACAACCUGCUGCUCGUUUUCGCAGUUCUGCUAGUUUCGCCUUCUGCAUUACUUCAUGGACCAAAAACGUCACUCAUCCUCAUGGUUUUUGGAAUCAAGAACAGCAGAGCUCUCCAGGAGUUUUUCUUUGUGACAAAGUUCCGCACUAUGGUGCGCUCUGUGGUGAGGGUGAUGAGAUCCACUGCAAAUGCAAAUGGUGUAUAAUCAAGUAGUGGAGCUGGAGUGUAAGUCUAACACUAGCUACGCGCAGGACCUGACGACACUACUUAUUAUCCUCCCAUACGCAAAAAAUGACAUCCACGAAGGCAAUGAAGCUGGGGACAGCACCUAUCCGCACACGGGGGACGACGCGAGUGUCUCUUCUGAUAUGCAAAGAAAAAAGUGUUACAGACCAAGCAACAGAGACAAGCGCUGUCAUGCACAAAAUGCUUACGAGCAUUAUUUCAUACGUGUUUUCCCUCUGCAUUGCAACUUUUCUCUGUCAUGCAAGGCAAGUUUGUUGUAAUGCUUCAUUCACUACAAAUGUGUAACUGAAGCACUUUUUUCUUGCGAUAUCCGACCAGGAGGCUUUGCUGGAGGAGUAAUUAUCCUUUGCGACGAUUUACUUUCGGUUCGUGUGUUAUGACUACCUGAGUUUUUCACUAGCGCGAAUUCCUCUACUGUCCGUGGGACGUGGUUUGUAACAAUCCACCUCGUCUGGAACAACCUUCUUGCCAG
This is a messenger RNA of Amoebophrya sp. A120, 12764 nucleotides long. The record is from the annotation of a GenBank genome assembly. Lineage: Eukaryota; Dinophyceae; Syndiniales; Amoebophryaceae.